Molecule: messenger RNA, 777 nt
Organism: Sturnus vulgaris (Common starling)
Lineage: Eukaryota; Metazoa; Chordata; Aves; Passeriformes; Sturnidae
Source: RefSeq, a predicted model, not a curated record
GCCACCCCUUUUCCUCCUUCACACAUUUUUCUGGAUGUGCUCGAUUAGUGGCGCGUCCGAUUCUUUUCAGCAUUAAAUCGAAUCGGCUAUAGCAAAUGCGCGGUAAUUAAAAAUGAAGAAUUUUAAGCCGCAGAAGUGGGACACAGCCAGUGCCCUUGGCACCCGUACUAGAAUUUGACUAUUUCAUCUGUGGAGACUGUGGCAAAGAAUUCAUGGACUCCUACCUUAUGCAGCACUUUGAUUGGGCAACAUGUGAUAAUUGCAGAGAUGUUGAAGAUAAACAUAAGCUUAUAACAAGGACAGAAGCAAAAGAAGAGUAUCUGCUUAAAGACUGUGACUUAGACAAGAGGGAGCCAGUGCUCAGAUUCAUUGUGAAGAAAAACCCUCAUAAUUCACGAUGGGGUGAAAUGAAACUUUAUUUAAAACUACAGGUAAUCAAGCGUUCACUUGAAGUCUGGGGUAGCGAAGAAGCAUUGCAAGAAGCAAAGGAGCUCCGCCGUGACAGCAGAGAGAAGAUGAAACAGAAGAAGUUUGACAAGAAAGUUAAAGAACUCCGCCGUGCUGUGAGGAGUAGUUUGUGGAAGAAAGCAGCUAGUAUCCACGAACAUGAAUAUGGACCAGAAGAGAACAUUGAUGAAGAUACAUAUAAAAAGACAUGCACUGUAUGUGGCCAUGAAUUAACUUAUGAGAAGAUGUAAUGUUAACCUAUUUUUUAAAUUUUGCUUUGUUUUUAAUGGUAUUUUGUAUUACAGUCAAAUAAAUGAUAAUUAUGAACAA